AUGGGCAGACUAGCUGAAAUGCAGCGCAAGCUCUUAGAGCAAAUGAUGGGACCGGAGGCUAUGGGUGUUGCGAAUGCAAACCUGGUAUGGUCAGACGAUAAAGUGUGCAGGAAUUUUCUUUGUGGGACCUGCCCUCAUACACUCUUCACAAACACAAAAAUGGACUUAGGCGCCUGCCCGAAGUCACAUACAGAACGCCUGAAGACCGAGUUUUUGGCCGCUAGGGAAGCGAACCCUAGCGACCCGUUGUUCAACCGAUUCCAAAUGGAAUACGAAGCGAAUAUAUUCGCAUUCGUGGACGAGUGUGACCGAAGGAUCCGCGCGGCGCACCGUAGGUUAGAGAAAACACCAGAAGAGAAUGCCAAAACUACCAAUCUAAUGAGGGAAAUUGCCGAGAUUGAAUUGGCUAUCCAAGGUGGAACGGAGAAGAUAGAGACACUUGGUGAGCAGGGGAAAGUUGAUGAAUCAAUGCACGAAAUGGCUGCAAUCGAAGCCCUCAAAAGUGAAAAGGCAGAGAAAGAACGCGAGCUUCAACAAUUAACGGACACCUCCGGAGCUUCAGGUCACCAGAAGCUCCGCGUAUGCGACGUCUGUGGAGCAUACCUGUCCGUCCUCGAUUCUGAUCGUCGACUGGCUGACCAUUUUGGUGGUAAAAUGCACUUGGGUUACCACGAACUGCGCAACAUGCUUAGCAAGUUCAGGGAAGAGAGAGAGAAGAGAAAGAUGGGACCUCCUGGGUCGACACCGUCAGGUGGGGCAGGUUCUGUGGAUGGUGGUUCGCAAUCUCGUGGGAACGGCGAACACAGGUCUCGUGGGGACGACUAUCGAGAUAGGGAUAGAGGAUAUGAGCGGCACUCCUCGACGCGAUACGAGUAUGAAGUUUUUGCUUUUGUCUAUAACCAGCUACCAAUUGACAUUCAUACAGCGACAGACGAAGGGACCGGGAGCGAUCCCGCAGUCCUGGGCGGAGAAGAUUCUAAGACCGGUCAGCUACCGCAUUUCUUUGUGCAUCCUACUGUGUAG
Molecule: messenger RNA, 1023 nt
Organism: Pleurotus ostreatus (oyster mushroom)
Lineage: Eukaryota; Fungi; Basidiomycota; Agaricomycetes; Agaricales; Pleurotaceae
Gene: LUC7
Product: splicing factor
Exons: 7
Coding region: 1-1023 (340 amino acids)
Biological process (GO): mRNA splice site recognition
Cellular component (GO): U2-type prespliceosome; U1 snRNP
Molecular function (GO): mRNA binding
Source: RefSeq, a predicted model, not a curated record